CUAUGGGAAAGGUAUAAGCUCACAGCCAAGUACCCUGGAAAUUCACUUCACUCUGAGACAUAAAAGGCACAACUGGUUAAUGCACCUUUGAAGACUCGAUGGCAUUGCUGUGGGAUUUCUUAUGGCAGGUAUCCAUGAUCCUAGCCAUUGGUCCAUGCCUGCUGCUAUGCUGGGCAAUCUAUUAUCACUUCUCCACAACAGAAAUUCCUCUGGGGAUUUGUCAACCUCUGAAGAUAAGAAUGUUGCACAUCUCAGGGUCCAUGUGCUUUGCUCUGGGUUAUAUUUGCUGGAAAAUAGGUCUUUGUGGGGAGUUUACCAUUUUGAGGAUUGCUAUGGAUGGAAUCCCUCCAAUACCUGACCCAAGUCUAUCUAUCAAGGAUAUAUACUUUGAAGAUGUACGAAUGAGGGUCUACAAACGCAAAGGCCCAUCUCCUGAAAAGCGGAAAGGAAUGGUGUUUUUUCAUGGAGGAACUGGAACAACUGGAAGCAUUGAUGCUUAUGAAAGAGUGUGCCGGUACAUAGCCCAGAAGAGUGAUGCGGUGGUUGUAUCUGUUGGGUAUCACUUGGCUCCAGAAUAUCAAUAUCCCACACAGUUCAGAGAAUGUCUGAAUGCUACAGUGUUCUUUAUGAAGACUGCAGAGAACUAUGGAGUUGACCCUGCUCAGAUUAUAAUUAGUGGAGAAACCGUUGGAGCCUUGCUUGCUUCUUAUGUGGUUCAGGAGCUGGUAGAGAGACCAGACAUCGCCAAACCACGCGCUCAGAUCUUGAUCAGCCCUAUUGUACAGGCUUUGGAUUUAAAUUUGCCUUCUUAUCAACAAAACCAUUUUGUCCCCAUUGUGUCCCGUAGUGUUUUUUUAUCAUUUGUUUCAUCGUACCUGACCAAGAACAAGUCAGUGGUGGACUACACACAGAUGGAAUCAUUUGUCUCCAAAGAUGUGAUGGUGAAGUACCAGAAAUGGCUAGAUUCAGAUCGUAUCCCUCAGGAAUUGCAAGCGAAAAGACCCUUUCAUGAAGUUUCAUCAUUUACUUCCCCUUUUGAUAAUUUUGAGUUCACCAUGAAGGCUAUAUUCAAACCACCAAUUAGUCCACUUCUAGCUGAAGACGAUGUCUUUCCCCACCUCCCUGAUACUUUCAUUUUAACGUGUGAAUUUGAUGUUCUGAGAGACGAUGGACUCUUGUAUAAGAAGCGGUUAGAAGACAGCGGUGUCCGUGUGUCCUGGUGCCAUCUCAAAGAUGGAUUUCACGGGGUGUUCUACCUUUUCAAUCAUUGGUUUGUAACUUUUCCAUGCUGUAGAAUAGGAGUAGACAACAUAUUGGAUUACAUCAAAAGUUUAUAAAUGUGAAAUAUCCAGAAGUUCUGUAUGAUAAUGGGUACUGUUAUCUUUUCAAGUAAUUUAGAAGCAUUAAUUUUUUUCUUGUUGCAAGAAGAGUAAAAAAAAAAAAACACCACCUAAAACACAGAGUACUAAUAUCAUUUAUUUAAAGCAGAGUAGUUGAAGAAUUCUUUCAAUCUUAGGCGUCUGAAAUAGGCCUCCAGGUCUCCACAAAGUUGUAUGGUUUGUGUGGGUCUGGCUGGGCAAAAAGAUAGACCACGUGAGAGGACAGAUUCCUCUGCCGGGGUCAGUUUCUAACUUCUCUGCAUUUAUUUAAAGCGUUUCUGUGCCACCAGUCCUCCCAAAGAGCGCCUCCAAGGCUGCAAAUAUCAACACACCUUUCAACAUCAUAAAGUAUAGAUUAAAUAAUUUGAUAAAAACAGCUGAACACAGCACAAGUGAUGAUCUGACCCCUUCCUAUUAGAGUCAUCCACCAUAUAGCUUCCAACGGGUAGAUUGGUUGCCUCCGAUUAGCAAACUGAUUGCUGCUGUUUUGUAUAUCAAUUUUCAUAGUGUACCAUCAUGCUGU
Messenger RNA from Eublepharis macularius, 1902 nucleotides. RefSeq names its product arylacetamide deacetylase-like 4. The transcript has 4 exons. Gene Ontology annotation, molecular function: carboxylic ester hydrolase activity. The coding region runs from base 99 to 1337 and encodes 412 amino acids. Gene Ontology annotation, cellular component: membrane. The record is from RefSeq and is a predicted model, not a curated record. Lineage: Eukaryota; Metazoa; Chordata; Lepidosauria; Squamata; Eublepharidae.